Trichobilharzia regenti is the source of this 3627-nucleotide messenger RNA. The record is from the annotation of a GenBank genome assembly. NCBI's taxonomy places the organism in Eukaryota, Metazoa, Platyhelminthes, Trematoda, Strigeidida, Schistosomatidae.
UAUUAGUAUCCGCGUUUGGUGUUGACACUGUGUCAGCUAUCUCCCGGGAUAUAUGCCUUGCCCUUGCAAGCAACAUUCACAUGCUCAAAAUUAUUACAGACUUGUAUUACAUUUCAUGAUGUUCAUCAACUGGUAUCAAUCAGUCGUCGUCGGUGUUGUCGUCCACAAUGAAAAAGUCGGCCAUGAACUCAAGUGUCUUGUGCUAUGAUCAUGAUAGUGUCGGUGCAUAUGUAUGUACAAACACUUCUAACUGACAGUGCUUCGGAAUAAGUGCACAUCAUUGUGUUCAACAUGGGCUGCUGUGCUAAUUUUUCCACACUUCUGUCGAUUACUUUUGAUAGCUCAAUUGAGUAAUUUACUUUCCUACAUUUAUUCAUCUUUACGAAGGUUACUUAAGUUAUUUAUUAUUCAUUAUUUUGUACUUUUUCUAUUGAUUUUUUGUUUUGAUUUGUACUUUAUUUUCGUGUGUGUGUACUCAACUUGAAUAUUGUAAAAAUUGUCCAUUCGUGGAGGCGAAUGGACAAUUUUUAUUUAAUAUUCAAAAAUAAACACGUUAAGUUAAGAAUCGUGCACGAACGAACCACUGUGACACGACGGAGUACCAAAUGGCGUGGACGAUUGACCAGAAGCCUUCAGCUAAACAAGUUGAAAUAAACAAUUCAUUAUGCGCAUGCUUUGACUGGCGAUAUGGACUUUACUGACCUGGGUCAUGCAUUAAACAUGACAUGCGCCCUGCAGCAACAUAUCGUCAGUUUGAUAUCCAGAGAUCUUAGAAAUUUAGGAGGCGUUAUAGAGAUGAGAAGGAGAGGUACAAAUACAAGUAUGGACACCGAGGUGGAUUCACAACUAAGUGAUGAUCAAAACAGUGUUGUUGGCAGUGAGAAUAUUGAGAAUGGAGAGACAACAAAUAAUCAUGAUUUUUGUGGACCAUCGAAUCAUGUAGAGGAUGAUACAGUACCUGCUAACAGUCAAAUGAGCAGUACCUGCAGUAGUUCUACUUCCCAACAAGCAUACGAAUCAUCAAGUGAUGAACACGAGUUAACUACUAUAGACAAAUUAUGUGAAUGCUUACGUGGUAGUGUUGUCGUCAGUGACUCAACAGAUUGUCUUGCCUGUAAACUGAGAAAGGAGGUUUACUAUGAAACGAACGUCACCACGGUUUGCGCGGCGUGCCCGGGAGUCCCUCGUCUUUGUUCAUUGCCAUGUUUUCUAUGGUGGCACAUUUUUCAUAUACCGACAUCCCGCACUCAACCAACAACAACAAUCCGAUCCGAACAAACCGGUACAAGAAUAAGAGAAUCAAAUGACCAAGUUAUGGUUUCAGAGUCCCAGGUAACUGAUCAAUCGAGUGAAUUUAGAGCGUCUGAGGAAUCAGUCCUCCAACCUUGCACAGCAUCCGUACGUCGGGUAGUCGGAAAAAGAAGACGACGUAAAGCAUCCCGAUAUCGUUAUGUGAGAAGGAAAGUCCAGCCUAAAAGUAAAUCCAGUCGUCCAUCGUAAACACACUAAGAUAAUUCUGAUGGACGCUAUUUUUUAAUUUAUUGAAGAAAUGAGUGUACAUAAUAAUAAUAAUAAUAAAAGUUUCUUUGUUAAAUAUAUAAGUGUGAUUAAACCGAGCAUAUACACAAUAUUUUCGUAUUUCUUCCCAUUCAGAUCAAAAAUCAAUAUCGCAAUUUCACGGGCUGAUGGUUAUUCUUGGAAAAAAAUUUUGGUUCAUAGUGUACCGUACGCACUACAUAAGUUGAUUACGUUCUUUGCGAAUAUCCACAGCCAACAACUGAAAUAAUUUGUGACAGUAUAGAAAGAUAAACACAAUUGAAUCACAAUAAUUUAAUUACGAAUUUAAUUCUGACAAGGCGAAAAUAAUAAAGUAUAACAGGCAAUUAGAAAUCUUGAGUAUUUCAGAAAACAUACAAGUUUACUUAAUAAACCUUUGAAAUCCACCUACUAGAGCCGGUAUUUUUGUUGAAGCUAUCUAUGAAUGUCCUUAUAUCGGAAAUAAGUAAAUAGAACUUCCAUGAAAGAAACACAUCAAAUUGCGAUGAAGUUGAGGAUAAUUCAGGGUCAAUCUUCGAGAUGACUUGUUUUAAUAUGAUGAGAAAGUAAUAUUGUAUUAGUUGUGUGCAUAAGCAGUGGUGUAGCUGACUAGACUGUGCACCCAACUUCUACUCAGUUUGCCACGGAUUUAAAUGCCCCCUCAACCCGCCGGUAGCUUAGAUAUUGUGACCUGUCAGAAGUCUAAAUCGGGCUCAUUACUAAGAGGAUUAACAUAUAUUCAGUUAUUUGGCAAUCUACCAUAACAUGUAGUUUGGGACGUAUUAUUGACUUCCGUUAAAAUACAAGGCUGGAAAAUGUGUUUGAGUGCAAAAUUCAUGGUGACACGCUGAAAACUGAAUAACCAAAUCACUGAAGGUCUUCAAAACACGUUAGUUGAUAACCAUAUUAUUCUAUCUAGAAAGUUACAUGUCACCGUCUGGUGGAAAUAAACCACUAUUGUUUUCAGGUGAACCUGUUGUAGCAACUGGCGUCCAUAUACCAAAUAACAAAAUUCAUUGAUCAGGAUUUCAAAACUGCUCACUUAUUUUAUAGUCGUCUAGUAUCUACCUUUGAGGCAUUUGUUUACACACUAUAAAUGCAGCUGUCUCGGAUUUAUUGUAAAUUUCAACAUUUCUGACGAAAGUAGCGCAGACUUCCCUUUAUAUACGGUGUACUGCUUUCUUUCUGAGAGAUAGGAAUCUAACCUGUUAACAGCCCAACAUUCUGUUUGACUAGCUGCAAGCACUUCAAGAAGAAUAGAAGGGAGCGUUUAGUCCAAAUUAGAAGUAGGACAUUGAAGAGAUUCAAAAUGAGAGAUUUAUAUUUGGAAUAAUUACAAUAUAUCGUUAUAUAUGCCAAAUUACGAUAUAAGGACUUCUCAGGAGUGUCAAGAGUGCAAACAAUGUCUUGAAGAGAUAAUAACUUCACGCAACUUCAAUUAUCGCUUGACCAUUAUUUUCAGAGAUCCUUAAAUAAGUAUAAUAUACACAGUGGUCUGGCCAAACAUGAUAAAAACGGCAUGGUUGAUGCAGCACAUACGUAUACUUUUGUAUAUGUAGGUAAACCUAGAUGAACUGUAUUCUUGUCACAAAGAUCGGAAAGCAGGUACCAGAUGUCUCAGUAAGCAGUUUAAUACAUGUAAGCUACAUGUUUUUAUUUGGCAUAAACUGGAUCUCCACUCACUUUCAGAAUUAAUCUUGAAUUCAGUUGUAAAAAGCUUGUUGAGCACAUCAGUAUUGAGAGAAUACAGUGAAAACUUAUGGAAAAACAUAUAUGUACCGUGUACGCAGAUGGAACUUACUGACGGUAACAGAGGACUACUCAUCUGAAUUAUUUGUACAUUUGAAAUCUGAUUUUUGUUUAAUGCACAAUUUUUCAAUGAAUCUGUGUUCCUUUUGUUGUUACGCGAUUGUGUUCCAGUAACAUAAGUAACACGUGCUAAGUUAGGAAUUGAGGGUAAACUAUUAGGGGUAAAUGCAGCGUCUGGGAAACUUUUGUUUACGCGAUUAGAUGAACAGAUGGCAACGUACCUAACCUUGACGUUUUUCCAAUAAAUAACGCCAAUAUACAUCAGCUGAUCAAAUGACCUAC